Messenger RNA from Phasianus colchicus (ring-necked pheasant), 351 nucleotides. The record is from the annotation of a RefSeq genome assembly. NCBI's taxonomy places the organism in Eukaryota, Metazoa, Chordata, Aves, Galliformes, Phasianidae.
AUGAAUUCACUCACAUUCAUACUAUCAUUAUCCUUUACACUAAGCACUGCACUAACUACUUUAAACUUCUGACUUGCCCAAAUAACCCCAGACACAGAAAAACUAUCCCCAUACGAAUGUGGAUUUGACCCCCUAGGAUCAGCCCGACUCCCAUUCUCAAUCCGAUUCUUUCUAGUAGCCAUCCUAUUCCUCCUAUUUGACCUAGAAAUCGCCCUGCUCCUCCCCCUCCCAUGAGCUAUCCAACUUCAAUCACCCACUACAACCCUCACUUGAACUACCAUUAUCAUUACCCUCCUAACACUAGGCCUCAUCUACGAAUGAAUGCAAGGAGGCCUAGAAUGAGCAGAGUAA